AUGGUGGAUGUAUUUUGUACUAAGUACUUCCACGGAGAGGAAACAGUAAUGCUCGCAACCCUACAAGUGACCAAGCAAAGGAAUGGCGAUGAUUUGAUAGAAUACAUCAAGCGGUUCAUGGACAUAGCACUUGACUGCUACGACCAUUGUGAAGAAAGGACCUUAGUAGAAAUGUGCAUGACUAACAUGAUUCAGGAAUUCAGAGCUGUCCUGGAAAAUCUAGAAAUUUCCCGAUUUGCACAGCUAUUGCAGAAAGCUAGGAAGAUGGCUCAGUCUGUAAAACCUAGUUCAGACAGAAGAAACGCCUCGCAGGCUAUGACGGAGUCCACUAGAGAGUGGAGAAGGAAAACAGAAAGGAGGGAGUAUGAUACGCCCCCACCCAUACCAUGUACUCCUAAGGAGCUGGAUGUGCUGCUAGACAAAUGGAUAUCGGACGGGAUCUUUAAACCCAACAAGGUUUCCAGAGAGCCUGUGGAGGAAGAAAGAAGAGAUCCUCGCUUCUGCCGCCUGCACAACUAUGUACAACAUCCCACCGUAGAAUGCUGGGCACUUCAUAGGUUGGUGCAUCGUAGAAUUAAAGAAGACCCAGGAGAGGAUGAGGAAGAGAACUUGGCCCUGCCUGCCGCGACGAUUACCACUCUACAGCAAAUUGCCAAGUUCAAAAAUUUGUUUGACCAAUUGGGACUCAUAGCAAAGGAAAGAAAGAUAGCCACGAAGGCUUUGGUGAGUAUCGCCUCCGGGGCAGGGGUAGAGUGCUUGUCAACAGAAAUUCUAGAAGACAGAGCCCUCCUACAGGAAUUGACAGAGAUCACGUUCAGCAAUGAGGAUAUGAAGGUGGGACACCCGGAUCACAAGAGGCUUCUCCAUUUAGCAGUGUCCAUAAAUCAAAUCCCCAUCAAGAGGGUCUUGGUAGAUACAGGUGCUUUCGUAAACCUCAUUCCGUUGAGCACCUUGCAAGCAGCAAGAAUUUCAGAAAGAAAGAUCCAAGGAUGCCCGAUGGAAGUAACGGGGUUCGGCAGAAGAGGCAAGUACACCGUAGGCCACAUUCAGUUGUGGUUGAAAGUAGGACUUAUAGCUUAUUUAGCUCGUUUCCAUGUGGUCAGAACGGAAGUAUCCUAUCAUGUGCUCUCAGGAAGGCCCUGGCUACACAAACACCGACUGGUCCCAUCCACCAACCACCAAUAUGUGAAAGGAAGAUUGAAUGGCAGGAUGAUACGUAUAGCUGCAAACCCCUUGCCAUUAGAGCAAGCAGAAGCUCACUUAGUGGAAACCAUGUUUUACGACCAAUGGGCUCCAUCUGGGGAAAACUCGGUUUCAAAGCCGCGAGGUACCUUCGUGCCUAGGUGGGAAGAUGUCCAAGGUGACCCAAAACCCGAUCUAAGGGAGCUACUGGCGGGAAAGAAGAAAAGAAAAGAAGCGCCUGCCGUAGAGCCAGACGACACACCCAGUGCAUCAGGGUCUGAGACCCUAAUGGCAGGAUUGUGUAUAAGUUAUGAAGGUGCAUAG
This is a messenger RNA of Quercus lobata, 1506 nucleotides long. RefSeq lists its product as uncharacterized. The record is from RefSeq and is a predicted model, not a curated record. NCBI's taxonomy places the organism in Eukaryota, Viridiplantae, Streptophyta, Magnoliopsida, Fagales, Fagaceae. The coding region runs from base 1 to 1506 and encodes 501 amino acids. The transcript is spliced from 2 exons.